GAGCCCGACGAAACGAGAACAAGGCCCACGCAGAGACACACAUAAAGUUUGAGCACAAAGGACGACAAGGACAAGGUCAAGGUGAAGGUCAAGGAUAAGGAUAAGGAAAAGGAUAAGGAUAAGUUGUACGGGAACAAGAAGGGAGCUGGGAGACUGUGAAACGGUCUGAAAGGAAAGCACGAGAAGCGCAGUACCUCUGUAGAAGACGAGAGAAGUCUGCUCCAGCAGGUGAAUCGGACACGAGGGAAGCUACAUUACAAGCUUGAAUGAUAAACUCAGAAGACAUGGAGAAACACCACGAUCAACAGCAGCAAGAUGAUACCCCGCCGUCAAAUUCAUCCAAGGUGAACAUGGCUUACUUCCUCCCCGAAGCAAGGAUGGCGGCAUCAAGGAGAAGAAGCUGCAUCAUCAUGAAAGACGAUUACACAGAGCAGAGUGAAACGAUGUACUCGCACUUCAUGGAAGAAAUCAAAGUGGAGGACCUGAUGAUGAACCAAGGCCCCAAAGGGGAUGCGAGGAGGCGGAGGUCGACGGUGUCGAGGCGAUCGUCGUCUAUCGAGGACGACGAGAAGUUCAACAAGAUCUGCUUCUAUCUCCCCUUCGACCCGACACUGGG
Molecule: messenger RNA, 616 nt
Organism: Guillardia theta CCMP2712
Lineage: Eukaryota; Cryptophyceae; Pyrenomonadales; Geminigeraceae
Exons: 2
Source: RefSeq, a predicted model, not a curated record